AUGUCGGGCACCCCACAGCCAGAGAACAAUGCUUUGAUCGCGUUUUCUGGGAGGAACUACUGUGCCUUUGGUCUCCAACACGGUAUACAUACCGUACCGGUCGACGAGGUCACCGGCGUCGAGAUAUUCACCGGACACGGCAACAGCGACGAUGAUGAGGAAGAUGAGGAUAACGAUGAGGACAGCGGGAUCGAGGAGUACCACAAAGUGCGAUUCAACCUCAAUGCUCCUUUCCGAGAAGAGCCUGGCGGCUUCCUUACGCCCGAGAGAUUCAAUCUGGUCAACAGUCGGCUCUUGGUAGACGGGAUCAAUGCUGCUCGCUGGCAGUUCUUUGUGAGAGACAUGAAGGCCGUCCUACGCCCAGGCGGCUGGCUGCAGAUGAUGGAGGUUCACCCGCUGUGGCAGUCAAGUUCUGGGCAUGAUCUGCCCUUUCUUCAUCGUUGGUCAGAGCGGUACAUGAGCAUGUUGACGCGCAUGGGCAAGGAUCCUCGGAUCGGUUCGAAGCUCAGUCUGUACAUGACGGAGUGUGGCUUCCAAAACGUCCACGCUUCUAUCGAGCAGCUCCCUGUCGGAGCGUGGAAUCCGCAACGAGCAUCCGUGGGCAACGAGUUUAGGACCUUGUCAAAGGACAUGGUUCUAGCAGCGGGAGCGUGGCCUUUGAUGCGGCUCAGUGGCAUGUCGCAGUCUGACUUUGACGCACUGAUUGAGGGCGCAAGAGCCGAGCUGGACCGGCAGGAGCUAAAGAUUUACAUGUCGGUUCACGUGGUGUACGGCCAGAGACCGCCCAGGAGAUGA
Messenger RNA from Zymoseptoria tritici IPO323, 795 nucleotides. RefSeq lists its product as uncharacterized. The record is from RefSeq and is a predicted model, not a curated record. The transcript has 3 exons. NCBI's taxonomy places the organism in Eukaryota, Fungi, Ascomycota, Dothideomycetes, Mycosphaerellales, Mycosphaerellaceae. The coding region runs from base 1 to 795 and encodes 264 amino acids.